UUCCCUCUCCAUUUUCUUCUCCCAAAGGACAGCCCUUUGCUACAUAGCAACCUCCCCACUGCCACAAGAAAAACCACCUAACUCAACCUUGAUCCCAAUGGGUACUAUCAAAGUGAACAUUGAUCUAGAUAACAAUCUCAACACAACCAUGAAUCCUCUAAACCAUGAGGAAUUCAGCAGGCAAGGCCACAUGAUUGUGGACUUCCUUGCAGACUACUACAAAAAUAUUGAGAAAUAUCCAGUUCGAAGCCAAGUUGAACUGGGUUACCUUCGAAAACGCUUGCCAGAGCUUGCUCCAAAUGAGCCUGAAACUAUAGAAACAAUUCUAAAAGAUGUGCAAAAGGAUAUCAUACCUGGUUUAACACAUUGCCAAAGUCCAAACUUCUUUGGUUACUUCCCUUCCAAUGGAAGCGUAGCAGGAUUUAUUGGUGAAGUGCUUAGCUCUGGCUUUAAUGUUGUUGGAUUCAACUGGAUUUCAUCACCAGCAGCCAGAGAACUAGAGAGCAUAGUGAUGGACUGGUUUGGAAAAAUGCUUAACUUUCCCAUUUCAUUUCUUUUCUCUGGCGGUGGUGGUGGUGUUCUGUUGGGAUUUAACACGAUUUAA
Molecule: messenger RNA, 604 nt
Organism: Ilex paraguariensis (yerba mate)
Lineage: Eukaryota; Viridiplantae; Streptophyta; Magnoliopsida; Aquifoliales; Aquifoliaceae
Source: the annotation of a GenBank genome assembly